AUGCCUCAUUUGCCCAAUCCGCCUUUUGUCUUUCCAGCCCGAGAUCCUGAUGCCCCGGAUACUGCGCCGGAGACUGAGGGUCAUACGCCGCCGCCUCUGCCUGCCUUUUCUUUCAACCCCGGAUCAGAACCACUUCCACCACCUAACAAUGUACCAAGCCGACUCAACGGACAUCGCAGACGGCCAAGCGAAUUCGUGGGAGGUGACCAGUUGGUAACGCCAGGCGCAGGAGAAUCGGAGAAGCGCGAAGAGCCUUCAGUGUCUGGCGUGGAUCUGAAUGCCAUCCAGAGGGCACUUAUUCCUAACUCAGGCUCCGAAAGCGCUCCGACUCCACCGGGAGAUCCUCUGGUGAACAAAAGCCAUGAUGACAUCUCAAAACCGCUCUCCUACUCAGCAGGGAGUCUUGGUCGCCCAACACCUCCAGCCUCCCCCCGUUUUGCAACCGUUCCGCCAGUUCCAGAUAUUCCCCCAGUUCCGCCUAUUCCGAGCACGAUUAAUCUUCAACCGGCUCCGAGCGACGACGAGGAGAAGCCAAGUCGCCCCGUUUCUGCAAUUUUCCACCCACCUCCAGAUUCUCCAUCAUCGGUUCUGUUCGAGCCUCCAGAGAUUCCAGCGCCGCCAGUAAUCCAGGAACCACCUCCUGACCGCAAGAUCAAGCCGAGGCCAAAGACCGCCGAUGCAUCUUUGGCAUUCCAACUGAUGCAGAGCCAGGAGUCGUCGAAAGACUCUCCUGUCAAACGUUCUAAAUCGACUGGAAAUCGUCGCGCUCGAAAGAGCAUGUCAAACCUGCUUGAUAUUGCCCUCACGAAUCACGGAUUAAUCGAUGACGCUCAUUCUACUGACACCUCACGGCCCUCUUUGUCUGACGAUGGAUCUGAAACCGCUAGCGACGUUGACGAUGGUGACGAGUCAAAGCCACGGUCCAAGUCCAAGAAGAAGCAAAAGCGGGUGCGAUCGUGGGCUGGUUCCUUGCUGACUCGCAAGGCUAAACAUCAAAAAGACAAGAAGCAGAGACCCCCGGCCUUGACUCCCCCGGCCCUUUCACGGACCAACUCUGAUGUGGGAUCGGCUAUGGAUGUUGAUUUAGAUAACGAUGUUGUAGUCAUUCGGACGCCCACUAAUCCCGACGCCCCAUCGUCUGUCCAUCGCGCCGAGGGGCAACCGUCUACGUUUGCGCCUGCGCCUCCUCCUGUUCCUAGCCUGGAAACAGCAUGGAAACCAAGGACUUUCUACGAACAAACGGCACAGGAGGACACGCUAAGCAGCCCGGUGAUCGAUCUCGAUGCCGCGUUGGGCCCAUUCAAUACGCCAGAUAUGCGCCCGGCCCGUGGCACCCCAAGCAAGUUCGUCCUGGCAACACAAAACAUGUACAGUGGUGGCCGACGUGGUGAAUUCGUUGGCCCUGAGAUGCGAUACCACCGCCGUACAGAAAGUGCCCCAGUUAUGCAACCGUUUGAUCGAAGCGCAUUCACCGCGACCCGUCUGGGCGGUGCUGCUCCUGACACUCCAGAUGUAUUCUACGAAGAAGAGGAAGACGCCUUCCUGGCUGCCAAUCAAUCACCCAAGAACGAGCCAGCCCCGGGGGCAGCAGAAGCGGCCGCAGACUGUUCUAUCGAUGCUCGAGUGGAGACUCCCCUAGCUGCUAUGGGGGAUGAUGAGAAGUCAACCAAGUCCGUCCAGAGUAGUGAUUCCGCCGAUACUUUAACUCGUGCCCCAACACCGGCGCCUAAUCCCCAGCAAGCUGGGCUUGGGAUCCAGUCUACAGCCGACCGGCCUUCAAGUGAGAGUCAAAGCGAAGACUCAAAGGGAAAAGAUACUAUCGAAUUCCUGCCGCUUGCCAAAAACCCUUCGCCCUUUCCCCCUCGCAGCCCCGUGGAGAUCCUCAAAUCGGAAGAAUGCGCUCCCAAACAGACGGGGCAACUGAGCCCCGAUGUAUCACCCCGGUUUUUAGCCGUUGACAAGCGACCAGCAACAUCGCCUAAUGAAUUACUGCCCAGCCUCCAGCCCAGCCUUCCGCCCUUCUCAUUAUCAGCAGGCGUUUCACCGUCUGAUUCGUCUUUCCCGUCUCCUGAUGUGCCACGAUUUUCCGAUCGCAACUUUUCCAGCUAUUCCCAUCACCAUCUGCCCUCCGACUAUCAAUACGCUUCGGUCGAAGACGUGCCGUCUUUGACGAGCAGCGCCUCCACUAUGACCAACACCCUGGGUCGGUUCUCUGCUUCUUUCUUCCCUCGUGCUCGCCUCUCGACCGACCGUGCUGCAUCAUUUUCCGCGACCGUUCAUCGUCGGAACAGUCACGCUACAUCAUCCAAACGGUCUAGCCUGGCAAGUUUGUCGAAGCUAGUCGGAGGCCCCAAUUCCGAGCGAAGCAAGCUUAGUCAAGAAGAGAAACCGCCGAGUGAUAUUCCCGAAAAGAAUAGAAGGAAGAGUCGUCGACUGAACCGUCUGAUGCAUUUUUGGAAAGUGAAAGACAAGGAGAAGUCGACCACUGAUCCGGCCGGCCCGUCGGAGCCAUCUGUUUAA
Molecule: messenger RNA, 2520 nt
Organism: Penicillium chermesinum
Lineage: Eukaryota; Fungi; Ascomycota; Eurotiomycetes; Eurotiales; Aspergillaceae
Product: putative cell wall proline rich protein
Exons: 2
Coding region: 1-2520 (839 amino acids)
Source: RefSeq, a predicted model, not a curated record